Sus scrofa (pig) is the source of this 5211-nucleotide messenger RNA. RefSeq names its product integrin subunit alpha 11 (gene ITGA11). Lineage: Eukaryota; Metazoa; Chordata; Mammalia; Artiodactyla; Suidae. The record is from RefSeq and is a predicted model, not a curated record. Gene Ontology annotation, molecular function: integrin binding. Gene Ontology annotation, biological process: cell adhesion mediated by integrin; cell-matrix adhesion; cell-cell adhesion. Gene Ontology annotation, cellular component: integrin complex; external side of plasma membrane.
GAGGGAGAUGGCUGCGUGCUGAGCGGAUUCCCCGAGGCGGUUCUCUUGGGGUUUUCUCCUAAGGCAAAGGCGGGAUGGGGGCAGGAGAGAUCUGGAGAGGCGUUGAGGCCGAAGCCUGCCGCCUGCCCAGGUGGCAGAGGGGCCGAGACUGGAUCGCAGCCAGAGCCCAGCGGUGUCCGGGCGCCCCUCCCCGCCGCUCGGGCCCUCCCACUUCCUCUGAAGGAGCCGCGGCUGUCAGGGAGCCGGGCGCCGAGCGCAGUGCAGGCUCCGGGCGCCGCGCAGAGGAGGCUGCCGCUCUGGCUCGCCGCCCCCCGCUGCCGCUCCGCAACCAGGUCCCCGCAGCCGCGCCGCGGGCCAUGGACCUGCCCAGGGGCCUCCUGGUGGCCUGGGCCCUCAGCUUGUGGCCAGGAUUCACAGACACCUUCAACAUGGACACCAAGAAGCCCCGAGUCAUCCCCGGGUCCAGGGCCGCCUUCUUUGGCUACACGGUGCAGCAGCAUGACAUCAGUGGCAAGAAGUGGUUGGUUGUCGGCGCUCCACUGGAAACCAAUGGCCACCAGAAGACGGGAGACGUGUACAAAUGUCCGGUGACCCAAGGGAACUGCACCAAGCUCAACCUGGGAAGGGUCACCCUAUCCAACGUGUCUGAGAGAAAGGACAACAUGCGUCUUGGCCUGAGCCUGGCCACCAACCCCAAGGACAACAGCUUCCUGGCCUGCAGCCCCCUCUGGUCUCAUGAGUGUGGGAGUUCCUACUACACCACAGGAAUGUGUUCCCGAGUCAACUCCAACUUCAGGUUCUCCAAGACCGUGGCCCCAGCUCUUCAAAGGUGCCAGACUUACAUGGACAUCGUCAUUGUCCUGGAUGGCUCCAAUAGCAUCUACCCCUGGGUGGAGGUUCAGCACUUCCUCAUCAACAUCCUGAAGAAGUUCUACAUUGGCCCUGGGCAGAUCCAGGUUGGAGUUGUUCAGUACGGAGAAGAUGUGGUCCAUGAAUUUCACCUCAAUGACUACCGGUCUGUAAAAGAUGUGGUGGAAGCUGCCAGCCACAUCGAGCAGAGAGGAGGAACAGAGACCCGGACGGCAUUUGGCAUUGAAUUUGCUCGCUCAGAGGCUUUCCAGAAGGGCGGAAGGAAAGGGGCCAAGAAGGUGAUGAUUGUCAUUACGGAUGGGGAGUCCCACGACAGCCCGGACCUGGAGAAAGUGAUCCAGCAAAGUGAGAAGGACAACGUGACCAGAUAUGCUGUGGCCGUCCUGGGCUACUACAACCGCAGGGGAAUCAACCCAGAAGCUUUUCUAAAUGAAAUCAAGUACAUCGCCAGUGACCCGGAUGACAAGCACUUUUUCAAUGUCACAGACGAGGCAGCCCUGAAGGACAUUGUCGAUGCCCUGGGGGACAGGAUCUUCAGCUUGGAAGGCACGAAUAAGAACGAAACCUCCUUCGGGCUGGAGAUGUCUCAAACGGGCUUUUCCUCUCACGUGGUGGAGGACGGGAUUCUGCUGGGAGCCGUUGGCGCCUAUGACUGGAACGGAGCUGUGCUGAAGGAGACCAGCAGCGGGAAGGUCAUUCCUCUCCGCGAAUCCUAUUUGAAGGAGUUCCCAGAGGAGCUCAAGAACCAUGGCGCGUACCUGGGGUACACAGUCACGUCGGUCGUGUCCUCUGGGCAGGGGCGGGUGUACGUGGCCGGAGCCCCCCGGUUCAACCACACAGGCAAAGCCAUCCUGUUCACCAUGCACAACAACCGGAGUCUCACCAUCCACCAGGCCCUGCAGGGCGAGCAGAUAGGCUCUUACUACGGGAGUGAGAUCACCUCGGUGGACAUUGACGGCGAUGGCGUGACUGAUGUCCUACUGGUGGGCGCGCCCAUGUACUUCAGCGAGGGUGGAGAGCGGGGCAGAGUGUACAUCUACAACCUGAGACAGAACCAGUUUGUUUAUGAUGGAACCCUGGAGGACUCGCACAAUUACCAGAAUGCCCGCUUCGGUUCCUCCAUCGCCUCGGUCCGGGACCUCAAUCAAGAUUCCUACAACGACGUGGUGGUGGGAGCCCCUCUGGAGGACAACCACGGAGGAGCCAUCUACAUCUUCCACGGCUUCCAAGGCAGCCUCCUGAAGACACCAAAGCAGAGAAUUGCCGCCACAGAGCUGGCGCCAGGCCUCCAGUAUUUUGGCUGCAGCAUCCAUGGGCAAUUGGACCUCAACGAAGACGGGCUCGUGGACCUGGCAGUGGGCGCCCUUGGCAACGCCGUGAUUUUGUGGUCCCGCCCUGUGGUUCAGAUCAAUGCCAGCCUCCACUUCGAGCCAUCCAAGAUCAACAUCUUUCACAGGGAUUGCAAACGCAGCGGCAGAGACGCCACCUGCCUGGCCGCCUUCCUCUGCUUCACACCCGUCUUCCUGGCACCCCAUAUCCAAACAGCAACUGUCGGCAUCAGGUAUAACGCCACCAUGGAUGAGAGGCGGUACACACCCAGAGCCCACCUGGAUGAGGGCGGGGACCGAUACACCAACAGGGCCGCCCUGCUCUCCUCUGGCCAGGAGCAUUGUGACCGGAUCAACUUCCAUGUGCUGGACACGGCUGACUACGUGAAGCCAGUGACCUUCUCAGUCGAGUAUUCCCUGGUGGACCCCGACUACGGCCCCAUGCUGGACGACGGCUGGCCCACGACCCUCAGAGUCUCGGUGCCCUUCUGGAAUGGCUGCAAUGAGGAUGAGCACUGUGUCCCUGACCUCCUGCUGGAUGCCCGCAGUGACCUGCCCACAGCCAUGGAGUACUGCCAGAGGGUGCUGCGGAAGCCCGCCCAGGACUGCUCUGCUUACACACUGUCCUUUGACACCACGGUUUUCAUCAUAGAGAGCACGAGGCGGCGCGUGGCCGUGGAGGCCCUGCUGGAGAACAAGGGCGAGAACGCCUACAGCACAGUCCUCAAUAUUUCACAGUCGGCAAACCUGCAGUUUGCUAGCUUGAUCCAGAAGGAUGACUCGGACGGCAGCAUCGAGUGUGUGAACGAGGAGAGGAGGCUCCACAGGAAAGUCUGCAACGUCAGCUACCCCUUCUUCCGGGCCAAGGCCAAGGUGGCUUUCCGCCUCGAUUUUGAGUUCAGCAAAUCCGUCUUCCUGCACCACCUGGAGAUCCAGCUCACAGCCGGCAGUGACAGCGAUGAGAAGGAGAGCACUAAGGAAGACAACACAGCCCUCCUGCACUUCCACCUCAAGUAUGAGGCCGAUGUCCUCUUUACCAGGAGCAGCAGCCUGAGCCACUACGAGGUCAAGCCCAACAGCUCGCUGGAGAGAUACCAGGGCAUCGGGCCUCCCUUCAACUGCAUUUUCAAGAUCCAGAACCUGGGCUUGUUCCCCAUCCACGGAGUGAUGAUGAAGAUCACCGUUCCCAUCGCCACCAGGGGCGGCAACCGGCUGCUGCUGCUGAGAGACUUCUUCACUGACCAGGCCAACACGUCCUGUAACGUCUGGGGGAACAGCACUGAGUACCGGCGCACCCCGACAGAGGAAGACUUGAGUCGUGCCCCACAGCUGAAUCACAGCAACUCUGACGUCGUCUCCAUCAACUGCAACGUGAGGCUGGCCCCCAACCAGGAAAUCAGUUUCCAUCUGCUGGGGAACCUGUGGUUGAGGUCCCUAAAAGCACUCAAGUACAAGUUGAUGAGAAUCACGGUCCUCGCAGCCUUGCAGAGGCAGUUCCACAGCCCUUUCAUCUUCCGAGAGGAGGAUCCCAGCCGCCAGAUCACGUUUGAGAUCUCCAAGCAAGAAGACUCCCAGAUCCCCAUCUGGAUCAUCGUGGGCAGCACCCUGGGGGGCCUCCUGCUGCUGGCCCUGCUGGUCCUGGCGCUGUGGAAGCUCGGUUUCUUUAAAAGCGCCAAGCGCAGGAGGGAGCCCGGCCUGGAUCCCACCCCCAAAGUGCUGGAGUGAGGCUCCGGAGGAGGCUGUGAGUUGACGGGGGCCAGCACGCGGGCCCAGGCGGGGUGCAGGCCCAGGCCCGUGGCCCACCGAGCUGGGGUGGAGAGGACGCCAGCUCACUUUGCACUUGACCUCAUCUCUUGAGAGACCGAGUCUGCUCCUCCUGAAAGGAACUCAAGCCAGUUUGAAGAGGGACUGUCCUACUGGGAGGCCGAGGCACCUCCAACACAGAUCCCUAGGGAUUUAAAGGGACCUCUCCCGAGGUACACCACACAGCUGCCCCCAGGCUCUGUAGGGGCAUUUGCUGCCCCCACCACUAUGGUGCUAGGAAUUCGCCACCACCCCAUCCUCAGAAGAAACCCAGAGAGCAAGACUACAAAAGCCCACUCUGCGCUCCCCAGGCCCCUAGUUCCUGUAGGACCCCAUGGGACAACAGAUCUGCAUUCUGCGCUGUCCUCCCUCCCUCAAGCUGCCUGCCCAUGGCUCCAGAGACACCCCACCCCUUCCCCAGGCUGGAGGUAGGUCCCCGGAGGCCCCCUGAGUGAGAGACUUGGCGAUGACGGCUGCUGGCCCCGGAUGAAGACAGACUCUGGGAUGCAGAGAAUGUGACAGACGGGCCGCUGGGGCUUAGGAGACAGGGUGCCCACCGAGAUGGGGAGGUGGGUGGGCCCGACCCCCGACCCCCACCCCCACCCCCACCACGCUUUCACACUGACCUCCACCCCCUCCCCCUCCCACAGUGCUCACGGCCACUGCCGGCCUGUGACUCCCACUCCUCCACUGCUUUUGUUCAGGGUGCCCUGCUGAAGCGUGCAGACGGCACAAUCCCCAGGGCUUCAUGCUUCCCUACGCAAUGGCCCGGCCCAGAGGCAAGGGUAGGGGUGGGGAGCCUCCCCUCUCUGCUUCGCCUCCUCCCUCCAUACACGCACCCUCCCUCCCAUCCCCCCCUUCCGCCCACCAUCACCCGUGCCCGAGAGAAGGGCUGGAAAGGCGCUGAGAGCUCCUCUCUGGAAAGCACAGAUAAAGCUGGUGCAGGGACCUCUGGAGCCUGUGCAACCUCGGUGGCAAAUGUCCGAUCUGCCAGCCCAUGGGACGAAUGGUAUCACCAAUGAUGGCACCCCGAGGACAAGAGGCACACCUGGUGCCCAGCCAAGUAAUUUAUGCCUUAACUUUGUUUUGAGGUAGCAAUGAAAGGGGGAUACAUCAAAGGCAUCUGUCCCCUGUCACACAGUACGACCUUUACUGUCGUAAAUAUUUUUAAGAAAUUAUAUAAAAAAAAAAAUACAGUGUUUAAAAACAA